UGCUCAUGCAAACAAGAUUUUUCAUAUGGAUGAAUAUCACAACAAUGAACCCAGUGAAAGUGAAAGUCCAGGUAAAAAAAAAAAAAGCAAAGAAAACAUGUCUUUAUCUAACAACUUCUAUAGAAGGCGCGAGUAUGACAAACAGACGUAAUGAUACACUAUUAGAAUCUUCUGGUCUCCAAGGAGGAGAUCAAAAACAAAGACGUAAGGAGCAAAAUCGAGCUGCCCAAAGAGCCUUUCGAGAGCGCAAAGAGCGAUAUGUAAAGGAACUCCAACUCAAAAUUCGUGAUAUGGACAAGAAGCACCAUGAAAAUAUGGCUCGCGUAACACAAGAAAAUGAAUCACUCAAGGCGCUUGUCAAGAAAAUGGAAGCUGAAAUAUAUACACUAAAAGGUGCUGCCAUUGCUUUUGAUGUUUCCCUAAGCAAGUUACGUGAAGCUGGUCUUGACGUUCCCUCAUCAAAGCCAAUCAUUAGACGCGAUUCUCCUCCUCCCUCAAUAUUAGAUAGAAAACCUUCUCCUGAUCAAGAUUAUUAUUCCACUAGUUCUGCCUUGACAUCAUCUACUGAACGACGCUCUGUGUAUGACCCAUUGUUUGACUCCCUUCAUCGUUACAGUAGUCCAUCAAAACAUCAAUCCAGUAGCAUUGAUACUACAGAUGAUGAUCAUACCAUUGAAGACGAAGAAGAAGUCAGUUUUGCUGAAAGAGAAACCAAGCGAUUUGACCAUGCUGUAGACCCCAUUGUUCACUCUGGCUUAAAAAUGAUUCCUUACUCUCAAAUCUGGGAACGGCUAUCCCAACAUCCUAAUUUCGAUGAAUUCGAUGUAGAUAAACUAUGUGAAGAACUGAAAAAGAAGGCUAAGUGCUCUGGUUCUGGCCCUGUGAUCCCAGAGUCUGAAUUACAAGAAGUGUUGCGUAGAAUGGAUGCCAAAAGAAUGGCAUGAUUUAAUAUUAAUUAUGUUCAUCUUUUUAUGCUUGUUAAACUAUACCUUUCUCUUUUCUUUUUUCAACUUAUGCACACACACACACACAAAAAUAAAUAUGCUUUCCCUCUCUUUAAUAUUAGCCAAUGAAAUCCUUUGUCUGUUGACAUGCACGCAGCUUGAAAAUGGCAAUCAACUGACUCUUUACAAUUAUAGUCAUAAGCAGAUUUUAAAAA
Gilbertella persicaria is the source of this 1159-nucleotide messenger RNA. RefSeq names its product transcription factor PAP1-domain-containing protein. Lineage: Eukaryota; Fungi; Mucoromycota; Mucoromycetes; Mucorales; Choanephoraceae. Gene Ontology annotation, molecular function: transcription cis-regulatory region binding; DNA-binding transcription activator activity, RNA polymerase II-specific. Bases 6 to 944 code for a protein of 312 amino acids. Gene Ontology annotation, cellular component: RNA polymerase II transcription regulator complex. The record is from RefSeq and is a predicted model, not a curated record. The transcript is spliced from 3 exons.